GCCAUUCUGUAGGGUUUUAGUGAGGGCGUCUCUCUCCCUCCCUCCCUCUCGCUCUCUCCCUCCCUCUUGCCCGUUCAGAGCUCCAUCGGAAGCUCAGAUACUUCCCCAGAGUUCAAGAUCACAGUCCCAAAAUGGCGAGAGGUUUGAAGAAGCAUUUGAAGAGGCUCAACGCCCCGAAGCAUUGGAUGCUCGACAAACUUGGCGGAGCAUUUGCACCUAAGCCUUCAUCUGGGCCUCACAAGUCCAGGGAAUGCCUUCCCUUGGUCAUUAUUCUACGAAACCGAUUGAAAUAUGCUCUAACUUACCGGGAGGUCAUUUCCAUCUUGAUGCAACGGCAUGUUCUGGUUGACGGCAAGGUUAGGACUGACAAAACAUAUCCUUCCGGUUUCAUGGAUGUUAUUUCAAUCCCCAAAACAAAUGAGAAUUUCCGUCUCCUUUAUGACACAAAGGGUCGGUUCCGUCUCCACUCAAUCCGGGACGAAGAGGCAAAGUUCAAACUUUGCAAGGUCCGGUCUGUGCAAUUUGGGCAGAAGGGCAUCCCAUACAUUAACACCUACGACGGACGGACCAUCCGCUACCCUGACCCUCUCAUCAAGGCCAACGACAAUAAGCUUGACCUAGAGGCCAACAAGAUCACCGACUUCAUUAAGUUCGAUGUUGGCAAUGUGGUGAUGGUUACCGGUGGACGGAACAGAGGGCGUGUUGGAGUAAUCAAGAACAGGGAGAAACACAAGGGAAGUUUCGAGACAAUCCACGUCCAAGAUGCCACCGGCCAUGAGUUUGCUACUCGAUUGGGCAAUGUGUUCACCAUUGGCAAGGGGACAAAGCCGUGGGUAAGUCUUCCCAAGGGAAAGGGUAUCAAGCUGACCAUCAUUGAAGAGGCGAAAAGGAGGCAAGCAGCCCAACAGGCAGCGACGGCAUAAGUAACUAUGCACAGCCUUCAAAUUUUGAUUUACUUGUGUGGCUGUUGGUUUUGCUGCAGACCUGGAGCUGUUGGUUCGGAAUUUGUUCUUCAAAACUCAAACAUUUCCUGUUUGUUUUGCUCAGUACUGGGUAAUUCUAACUGUUUAUUUCAUCUAUAACGAAAUACUCAACUAA
Messenger RNA from Pyrus x bretschneideri (Chinese white pear), 1098 nucleotides. RefSeq names its product 40S ribosomal protein S4-3. NCBI's taxonomy places the organism in Eukaryota, Viridiplantae, Streptophyta, Magnoliopsida, Rosales, Rosaceae. Gene Ontology annotation, biological process: translation. Gene Ontology annotation, cellular component: cytosolic small ribosomal subunit; ribosome. The record is from RefSeq and is a predicted model, not a curated record. Gene Ontology annotation, molecular function: structural constituent of ribosome; RNA binding.